AUGCCGGCACCUCCCUCGACCCUCUCCUGUAGUUACUCACAGCACUGCAUUCCCUACCAGUCUUUCAGCAAGCAUAUCAGCGUCACCUCAAAAAAAGCGGGCCUGCUUUACUCUGACUUGCAAUGUUUUUAUAAACAAAAUUCAACUGCCUCCAGUCCGAAGGACGCGCUGUUAUAUUGGUACGCGUUUUAACGCUCUACUUUAUUUUGCUGAAAUAAUGUAGGCGGAGGAAAUUAGUACUUACAGUUUCAUAACUUCUCAUACCUAGUAGCAAUGACUUGCGAAUCGAGACUCGCUGCUCGCGUCUCGCUCGCAACUGGCCUCUGAUUGGUUGA
Messenger RNA from Spirometra erinaceieuropaei, 335 nucleotides. The record is from the annotation of a GenBank genome assembly. Lineage: Eukaryota; Metazoa; Platyhelminthes; Cestoda; Diphyllobothriidea; Diphyllobothriidae.